GACAACUCCUCGCAUCGACAUCGCCAUCCAUCCAGUGCCUGUGUGAUGCGCCAAUCAAGGGCUUUGAGGGUGGCCACCCAAGAUGUGUGCAUCUUCUGCGCCUACCGGCCCACGCCACCGUCGAGCUCGUUAGCUGGGCGAGCCCGUGUGUUCAGCAACCAGGCACGGCCGCAACACCAGCAGGCCGCUGCUCUGUCGUUGAAAGAUGAUGAUGCAGAUGGAGGAUGGGGAGGCCUAGCAGACGAGACAGAAUCCAUCUCGAGUCCGGUGGCGAAGACGCAAACAAAAGCUCAAGAGCCUCCGACACAAUCUUCAGACUUUCCUCGACAGAUACGGCGUGUUUUACAACGAGACAAUUACCAGGCUAAACGCGAGCCAGCCAAUGGAGCUCGAAUCCGGCUCGUGGCAAGCGUUGGUGAAACCAAGCCUGCAAAUUCUUCCAAAUGGGCCAUUCUUCGUGGACGGCAACAGGGACAGCUGAGCAGAGACAGACCAGAGAUUGAUCAAACCUCAAAGUAUUCGGGUUCUCGCCCCGAUUCAGCGCACGUGCCGUGGUCUCGGAGCACAGGUAGUUCCAACGCUGCUUCCUACGUUCCUUUCGACUCGCGGUUCGAUCCGUCGAAGCUGAGAAUGCCUCGGGCAUUCGAAGAAGACUCGACGCGCUCAGCGUCGCAAAAUAGAACAAGUAGCAAUCAACGGCAGCUGUCUGAACAAGUGCAGGAACGUAUCGGUCGGCGACGCGAGCCGGAAUCAAGAGUCACGGAAGAUGCUGUGAUCGGCCGGCCUCGGCCAGCGGCUCGUGAAGAGUUGGACGAAUACGGCUUUCCCAUUGCUAACAGUGCAAGUGCAGCGGAGCAAGUUAGCACCAGCCUUGAACAGCGCGCCAGUCCCAGCACUGCAACCCGGGAGGAAGCGCGACAGCGACAUCUCGAAAGCGCACGAGCUGUCCGGCGUGGUGACAGAAGUCAAGAUCAUGAUUUGAAGAAAGAUAGCCGUAAGAAAGGGCGCAUUGGACGUACCAGCGUCCGGGAUGAAGACCACGAAGAUGAUUUCGACGUCGAUGAAUAUCACCGUAGGAAACGCGAGAGGCAAGCGGCAAGAGCCUUGGAAAAGAGCACAUCAAAGAUGAAAGAGGAGCGACGGACGAUCAGACUGCCGGAUUUCAUCCGGGUGGGCAAUCUGGCUACGGAAUUGCAAUUGCGCUAUCACAAAUUCGCGGCGAUCUUGGAGAAGUUCGGCUUCGAAGACGUCAACUCAGACUACGUGUUGAGCGCUGAGAAUGCUGCUUUGAUUGUGGAAGAAGCUGGCUUCAAUGCGGUCACUGAAAGUACCGAGCCUGAUCAGGAUCUAUACGCCGCACCUUUACCGGAGGACACGAGUUCUCUUCCACCGAGACCGCCUGUGGUCACGAUCAUGGGUCACGUAGAUCAUGGCAAGACAACUAUUUUGGAUUUCUUGAGGAACUCAUCCAUUGCUGCUUCGGAGCAUGGAGGCAUAACGCAGCAUAUCGGCGCGUUCAGCGUGCCCAUGCCCUCAGGAAAGACCAUCACAUUUCUUGACACUCCUGGCCACGCAGCGUUUCUUUCCAUGAGACAACGCGGCGCUAACGUCACAGACAUUGUCGUUCUCGUUGUUGCUGCAGAUGACAGCGUUAAGCCUCAGACUCUGGAGGCUUUGAAGCACGCGAGGGCCGCCAAUGUUCCUAUUAUUGUGGCAAUGACAAAAAUCGAUAAGCCAGAAGCCAAGCCGGAGCAAGUCAAACAAGAUCUGGCGCGUCAUGGAGUUGAAAUUGAGGACUACGGAGGAGACGUGCAAGUCGUCCAGGUCAGUGGCAAGACGGGGCAAGGUAUGACGGAUCUCGAGGAAGCUAUCAUUGCCCUGAGCGAAAUUCAGGAUCAGCGAGCUCCUAUCGAUGGCCCUGUCGAAGGGUGGGUCCUUGAGUCGUCAACCAAGGAAGUCGGCAAAGUUGCUACAGUCCUUAUCCGACGCGGUACUCUUAGACCGGGUGAUAUCGUCGUCGCCGGCACCGAGUACUGCCGCGUUCGUACCAUGCGCGACGAAUUCGGUAAUCAGGUCGCGCAGGUCGGGCCCGGUAUGCCUGCCGAAAUCGACGGCUGGCGUGGCCAGCCAAACGCCGGCGAUGAAGUUCUUCAGGCUGCCAAUGAGCAGAUUGCACAAGACGUGACAGAGCUGCGAGAAGCCAAGCUUAAGCGCCUUGGAUUAACCAAGGAUGUGGAGGCCAUCAACGAGAUGCGCAAGGCGCAGCAGCGACGCCACGAGCGUGAAAAGGCCAUUCACCGCGCACAGAAUCAGGGCAUUGUGCUCCCGGACCAAGAUGCCUCUGAAAGCGGAGAUGCAGAUGGCGUCAAGAAGGUAUACUUUAUCGUCAAAGCUGACGUCGCGGGCUCGGUGGAAGCCGUGGUCAACGCAAUCACCUCACUCGGCAACAGUGAGGUUCAACCCAUCGUCCUUAAAGCAGCCGUUGGUGUCGUCGCAGAGUCGGACAUCGACUAUGCGACCGCCGUUGGCGGUCAUGUAGUCAGCUUCAACACCUCCAUUCCACCAUCGAUGCGUUCGCUCGCGGAGCGGGCGGGGACGAAGAUUCUUGAUCACAACAUCAUCUACAGGCUAGCAGAUGAUGUGAAAUCCUGUUUGGAGGAUGUUCUGGAGCCAGUUGUGAAGAGUCGCGUCCUAGGCGAGGCGGAGAUUGCACAGAUCUUUGACAUUCACGUCAAGAGAAAGGUGGUCAAGAUCGCGGGAUGCAAAGUUAGGAACGGAACCAUUUUGAGAAACGGUAAGAUCAGGGUGUUGAGAGGCCCAGAGAACGAAGUGGUUUAUACAGGUGCCUUGUCCUCCCUGAAGCAUGUGAAGAAGGACGUCAUGGAGAUGGCGAAGGGAAGUGAGUGUGGGAUGGGAUUUGAGGAGUGGCAGGACUUUCAGCCAGGUGACAUUGCUCAGUGCUAUGAGGAGUGGGAGGAGAGAAGGAAAUUGUAGAUCAUUCUUAUGGCGCUUGUAGACCAUGUGUAGAUUAGUAGAUUGCACAUAGCAUUAUGUGGUUGUUAGAAGUAAUACAUGGCUCAUCUCCUCUGCUUUGCAACA
This is a messenger RNA of Verruconis gallopava, 3099 nucleotides long. Its product is annotated as translation initiation factor IF-2. The record is from RefSeq and is a predicted model, not a curated record. Gene Ontology annotation, biological process: translational initiation. Lineage: Eukaryota; Fungi; Ascomycota; Dothideomycetes; Venturiales; Sympoventuriaceae. Gene Ontology annotation, molecular function: translation initiation factor activity; GTP binding; GTPase activity. Bases 46 to 2994 code for a protein of 982 amino acids. The transcript is spliced from 3 exons.